Zophobas morio is the source of this 961-nucleotide messenger RNA. Its product is annotated as histidine-rich glycoprotein-like. The transcript has a single exon. The record is from RefSeq and is a predicted model, not a curated record. Bases 50 to 883 code for a protein of 277 amino acids. Lineage: Eukaryota; Metazoa; Arthropoda; Insecta; Coleoptera; Tenebrionidae.
AACAAUCAGUCUCGAUUUGGUCCUCCAGGUGUAGAGCGAGCUCAAUAAAAUGUUAUCGUAUCGGGGACUGUGUGUCCUGGGGUUGAUAGUGACCAUUGGAAUAUGUUUGACAUCAUCGCGAGAAAUCUCCAGGCAAAAAAGGGAUGUUGCCGUUGCCGAUUUAGAAGCUGCGGCGUCCCACGGACACGGUCACCACUGGAAGAAAGGAGGAGGUAAAGAGCAUCAUGCUGAUCAUCAUAGCGGCCACGGGGAAAAGGGCGAUAAAGGAUACAAAGGCCACCACCACCACGAAAAAGGACACAAGGGCCACCACGACAAGGAAGGCCACAACAAACACUACGAAGAACAUGGGGGACACAAGAAGGGCCACCACCAUAAGGACGGUUACCAUGGUGAACACCACAAGGGAGAAAAGGGCGAGAAAGGCCACAAAUACGGAGAAAAGGGUUCCUACAAAAAGGGACACAGCACCAAAGGAGGACACGACGUCCACAAAAAAGAUGAGUACAAAAAGGAGAAACACUUCUACGAUGAAGACCACGACUCCGGUCAUCACGAGAAACACGGAGGGUACCACCAUCACGAUGGAUACAAGAAGGGCGGUCACAAAAAAGGUGGACACAAAAAGGGAGGACAUCAUGAAGACCACUACGGUAAAAAGGGACAUCACGAGCACGGAUCCCAUCAUCAUGAAGAUAAAGGCCACAAACAUGCCGGUGGACACGAUGAUCACUACCACCAUGGUUCCAAAUACGGGAAAAAGGGCGGACACGAGGGGCACAAAAAGUGGGGUUACAAAAAGGGACACAGUAGCGGUGGAGGUGGCGGCGGCGGCGGCCAUGGGGGCGGCGGCCAUGGAGGCGGCGGCCAUGGAUGGCAUUAACGUUGUUAUGUUUGUUGACAAAAUACUGUUUUUGUUGCUUUUUGUUCAACUUAUUAAUAUUAAAUGAAAAUAAAAUUA